CGCUCAGGCCCCUUCACCUGGUUUUUCAGGAUUUGGUCUGGCGUGUUGCACCGCUUUCAGUUCAGUACACCCAAUCAUAAGUGUGUUAUUAUUGCAUAUACAAGACAGUGUCAGCAGAGGUCUAGAAUAGGCGGUCGAAUGCUAUCAAGGUCAGACGCAGCUAGCAUGUUGCAGGUGCAUCAUGAUGCUCAAGCGGAAGCAUUGUGUGGCUCAAUUUUCAUCAAUUUUCCCUUUUGUGGAUCACGCAAUGUCGAUUCAGCCCAUCUACCUAAGGUUGGCCAGCACUGCUUGUGCCUUGGCGGUCCUGGCUGGCAACUACCAGUGGCUGGCCUUGCUUCCGCACAAUGCAUUGAUCCCCUUGAUCCUCAGCAUCGGCACGCUGAUCGCGCUGAGUUUCAUUCAAGAUGCGGACAAAUCUGAGGAAGUUCACCACUAUCCAGCCACAGAGUGGAAAUAUCCUUUGCCAGAAGCAGGUGUGAGGGAUGGUUUUCCGAAAUAUGAUCCGGAAGCACCUGCAAAGUCAUUUGUCGCGAUUUGCGAAAGCUUGAUACAAGAAUGUACGAAAGACUUGCCCACAACACAUGAGCUUCCUUCUAUGGAGCAGAAGUGGAUAGUGGACAUGUUGGAAUACAAUGUGAAAGGCGGAAAGAUGAACCGCGGAUUGAUGGUUGUUGAGAGUGGUGCUAUCAUCCUGAGAUCUCAAGGAAAAGAACCAACUGAGGAUGACUUGAAGAAACUUGCAGUGCUGGGCUGGUGCAUCGAAUGGCUCCAAGCUUGGCUUCUUGUUGCAGAUGACUUCAUGGAUAGUUCACAGACACGCCGGGGCCAACCUUGCUGGUACAAAAAGGAUGGAGUCGAAGAAAUUGCCAUCAACGAUGCUUUUAUGAUUGAGAUGCUUGUCUACCGUGUCUUGAAACGCCACUUUUGGACGGAACCCUACUAUUUGGACCUGCUCGACUUGUUCAUGGAGACCACCUUCCAGACGGAAUGUGGACAGCUCUUGGAUCUUCAAUGCAAGAACAUUGGCCUUCAAGACUUUACCUACACUCGCUGGGAGCUCAUUGUGAAGUACAAGACCGCUUUUUACUCCUUCUACUUGCCAGUUGCUCUGGGAAUGACAGUAGCAGGGAUCAAGGAUCAAGAAGCCUACGAUGCAGCUAGAGAGCCUUUGUUACUCAUGGGUGUCUAUUUCCAGGCACAGGACGAUUACUUGGAUGCAUUUGCACCACCAGAAACCCUGGGCAAGAUAGGGACAGACAUUCAAGACAAGAAGUGUGGGUGGCUCUUUGUCCAAGCCUACCACGACUUGUGCUCUUCAGAACAGAAAGCCUUUUUGGACGAGCACUAUGGAAAGUGCAAAGUCCAAACUGAAGAGGAGCAGAAGAUCAAGGACAUUUACAAGGCGGUUGGAUUGGAGGAGAAAUACCAGAAUUACGAGACCAAGUCGUUCAAUGACAUCCUUGCCUUCAAGAGCAAAGUCACUCAAGCAAACUUGCCAUGGGAAAUGAUCGAGAUUUUCUUGAAGAAGGUCUAUAAACGUGCCAAAUGAAGUGGCGUUUCUAUUUUCCUAUCUUCUGCCCUUGCCUUGGGCCUAGCCUAAUGCCUUGGGCACAAUGCAUUCCUUUUGAGUAGCGUCCUGCAAAAGACAGUUCAGGAAACAGGUUAAGAA
Messenger RNA from Durusdinium trenchii, 1669 nucleotides. The record is from the annotation of a GenBank genome assembly. Lineage: Eukaryota; Dinophyceae; Suessiales; Symbiodiniaceae.